Messenger RNA from Trichoderma citrinoviride, 1815 nucleotides. RefSeq lists its product as hypothetical. Bases 1 to 1815 code for a protein of 604 amino acids. The transcript has 2 exons. The record is from RefSeq and is a predicted model, not a curated record. NCBI's taxonomy places the organism in Eukaryota, Fungi, Ascomycota, Sordariomycetes, Hypocreales, Hypocreaceae.
AUGGGCCAAGCCCCUUCUCAGACGCGGCGGAGGCGGACGCACGAGGAACUGACACAGGAGCUUGCAUACAGAUUCAAGGAAAAGUGCUUUACAUCGCUGGAGUACUACUCACUGAAAGAUGUAUUCAAGAACCUGGCCGACCAGCAGGGCGACAUACGGUACCUCAAGGAGGACACCAUAGCUCGCUUCCUCGAGAUUCCAGACAUCCUCGGGGCCUCGCCGGUCAUCUUCCACAUGAUUUCAUAUCUGGGUGCCUUCCCCUUCCUGCAGGAGGCCCCGGUGGUGCUCGAGCUGCCGCAAUUGAUCAUGGUCGUUGUCAUCAUGACGGAGCGGUAUAAGCGCGUGCUUGCAAAGGGUUCAACAGACAGAACGAAACUCUUCUUCAAGAGCCUGGCCGUGUAUGACCGGAAAGUGAUGGAGGCCGAUUCUACCCCGCGGGAUUCCGCUUUUAAGGACGAUGCCGCGAAGCCAAGUGCCCAGUCUAGGGGCUUCGCAAUUGACCAGCCGAUGGACGAGGACGAGGAGGAUGACGAUGAUGAUCUUGUCAUUACGGCAUUUGAGCUGCUCGACAUUAACGAGGCCGCCAAGCACGGGGAGGCCGCUGGUAUUCACGAGGCGAUUAUUCCGACGGACAACUUUCGCAAACUGAUCAUGCUGCUGCUGCUGAUUGCGCCACUGGAUCCUCAGGAGAGUCUAUCGCAAUAUUCAAGCCGGGUCGCGGGCCAGGAACUUGAAUCGCUGCGAGCCACAGCAGAGUGUGUACUGGCGUCCUUUGUCAACGUUGAGACAUCUCCAGGCAUUGGAUAUACCCGAUUCAAGACUGUCAUUCCGGUCCUAUUUCCCAACCUAUUCGCAGGCUUUAAUGGCCUCUUUGAGCACUUCCUCUUCUCCAAGGAUCUCGAUUUCUCAAAGCACAAGGUUGAAAAGCCUGGUGAUGAGCAGCUUAUCAUUGGCAAGAUUGCGCAACCUCUACUACCAACACCUGGCGACAUCUUGACCGAGCAUACCCUGUCGCAACUCUCACUGUUUCUACCUGGUUCUUCGUUAUUUCGACGGGUGAGAUUGCUAUAUUCGGGAAACGAAGCCGGAUUUUCAAUGGGCAGCCUCCAUUCUAAAAUUUUCAACUGGAGAGCACCAACUAUCCUUCUGGUCAGCGGGACGAGGUUAGCAGACGUCCCCGAGGGAGGCCAAGAAGCAUCAUUCGCCUCUUCGCUUCCGACGAAACGGUUCCCUCACGGCAGUAAAUCCGAACGCGUGACGUUCGGCGUCUACGUCCGAGAGCCAUGGAAGCACACUCACAAAGAGUGCUUUGGCGAUUCGGAAACGGUCCUGUUCCAACUGGAACCUAUCCACGAUGUCUUUCCUGCCUCCACAAUCAAUACAGACUACAUCACUUUCACGAAACCACCUGGCAAUCGACCGUGUCUCGCCUUUGGUUGCCCUCAUCCCAAGCCGACUCAGUCGCAUCGCAAGGAGGGCAUGCAUGCUUUAGGAGCUGUGUCUCUGCUGUUCGACGAGUCUUUCGAGUUCGGAGUGUUCAACCAUGACUACAAGUCGAGAGGCGGUGCUUUCCACACCAGCAUCGUGAGAAAAUAUGACUUUCAGGACCGAUUUCGGAUCGAUAACCUGGAAGUUUGGGGAUGCGGUGGUGACGAGGAGGCCAAGGCGCAAGCCGAGAGAUGGGCCUGGGAAGAACGCGAAGCGGAAGCCCGUCGCAGGAUCAACCUGGGGACGGGGGACAUUGAGGCGGACAGGGCAUUGCUGGAGAUGGCCGGGCUUGUAGGAGGGAAUCGCAGCGGCGGUUCAAUGGGUUGA